AUGUCUGCCUCUCGCCAGGAUAUCGAGUUCAAGGCCUGUGAUGGCACUAUCCUUCGCGGAUGGUUGUAUCCGAGGGAACAGGCAUCGCCUUGUAUCAUCAUGACCCAUGGACUUGGUGGCACUCGUCAUUUCCUACUGCCCAAUUUCGCUACUGCGUUCCAUGAAGCCGGUUACGUCGUUUUGCUUUACGAUAAUCGUAACUGGGGCGACAGCGACGGCCUACCCAGGCAAGAGUCCAAUCCUGCUUUGCAACAAGCAGAUUAUUACGACGCCUUCAACUAUGCGACUACUCUGGAUUGCGUAGAUGACGCGAGGGUGGUGUACUGGGGAAGCAGCUUUUCAGGCGGUAACGUUAUUCAUGCAGCUGCUGUGGAUAAACGCAUCAAAGCAGUGAUCAUUCAAUGCCCUGCUGUUUCUGGCGAGACUCGAUCAAUCGCAUUUAAAGAUCGCAUUCCAGUAGUACUGGAAGAUAGAAGACAGAUUGUUAGCGGUUUGGGGGCACCCACUGUACCUCUUAUCGCGGAAGAUCGCGAAUCUGCCCACCCGACCAAGACAACGGCGAUGUUUCCUACUAAAGACGCCUACGACAUUCUUAAAGAACAGAGGAACUGCGGAAGCCGUUGGGAGAAUUUUGUCACAACUCAGACACAACUUCAUAUGCUCACAUUCGAAGGACAAGCUAUGAUUCACAGAAUAUCUCCUACGCCACUCCUUUUUGUAGUCCCUGGUAACGAUGUGCUUGUAUCAACAGCUUCUCAAAUGAGUGCUUUCGAAAAGGCUAGAGAGCCGAAGCAGUUGCAUUAUCUGGAAGGAUGUGGUCACUUUGACUUAUAUUUGGGUGAUCACUUUAAGCAGAACAUCCAGGCUCAGAUAGCUUUCUUGAAUACUUAUGUAAAAUAA
This is a messenger RNA of Alternaria arborescens, 900 nucleotides long. RefSeq lists its product as hypothetical. The record is from RefSeq and is a predicted model, not a curated record. The transcript is spliced from 2 exons. Bases 1 to 900 code for a protein of 299 amino acids. Lineage: Eukaryota; Fungi; Ascomycota; Dothideomycetes; Pleosporales; Pleosporaceae.